AGUUUAUGGCUUCAUUUAAGACCCACUCGUCUCCCUCGGGGGUUCUCCUGCAUCAUUGCUACAGUAAUUUACCAUCCACCAAAGUCGGACGACAGAUCAUUUCGGGAGCACCUGUUUCAAUCCCUUACUCUAAUGGAAUCAAAAUAUCCCAACUGUGGUAUCCUGGUAACCGGCGAUUUCAAUCGUUUGGAUAUCGGUUGCCUGUUGAAGCACUUUCGCCUCAAACAAAUCGUGAAAGAGCAUACCCGGAAGGACGCUACCCUUGAUCUUAUACUGACAAAUAUGCAUGAUCACUACUCCCCCCCACAACCUUUCGCGCCACUUGGGUUGUCCGAUCAUAAUGUCGUGGUGGCGACUCCACUGCACGGGAAACGCAUCAACAACACCAAGAAAACCAUUACCAAGCGAGACCUACGGGCCAGCUCU
Molecule: messenger RNA, 426 nt
Organism: Pocillopora meandrina
Lineage: Eukaryota; Metazoa; Cnidaria; Anthozoa; Scleractinia; Pocilloporidae
Source: the annotation of a GenBank genome assembly